Cladocopium goreaui is the source of this 2181-nucleotide messenger RNA. The record is from the annotation of a GenBank genome assembly. NCBI's taxonomy places the organism in Eukaryota, Dinophyceae, Suessiales, Symbiodiniaceae.
AUGGCGGAGAGUGUGUUGGCAGCUUUCAAGCGCUUUGAUCAAGAUGGAAAUGGAUCCAUCAGCCGGGAGGAGUUGGCCGCGGUGCUGAAGGAGUUGAAUCCCGACUUCGAGGAUGCCACGCUCCACCAGCUCUUCUCUUCUGCCGAUGCCAGUGGGGAUGGUCAGUUGCAACUGGAGGAGUUUAUCGCUUGGAUCUUCGCGGAGGAUCAGCAGCUGAGCUUUCCAGGCGCCCCGAGCUUUGGCUUCACCUACGUCAUUUCAAACGCCCCCAGGGCAGAGCUGAAUGGGGAAUAUGUGCAGCAAGAUCAGCAGUAUGGACAUCGGCCUGUCUUCUACUGCGCGGGGACGGGCAAGUACCUCUUUUACCAUGCACCCCAUAGGCAGUGGCAGAUCUAUGCCAAGCCCAGCACCAGAGCCAUUGCAAGACUCAAGACACAGAGAUCGCCACAGAUGGCGCUGGGAGCCAACUGGGAGGUAAGGCAACAGACGGGCACUGAAGCAACGUAUGUCGAGGUGCCUGAGAUGUCUUGUACCGUGGUCCCUCCACCCACUUCCAUCGAAGAGAUGAUCGAGAAAGCGCCACAGCACAUCUACGUGCAGGCGGAAGACUCCAGGAUCCAUGGAGGUUUCUCCAAGAACGACCAGCCAUGGCAUGACCGGCCUACGUGGUUUAACAAGGUGGACAAGACCUUCUUGCUAUACGACAAGGACAAGGUCUGCUGGAAAAUUUGCACUGCGCCCCAGGACGCCACGGCCAUCUUGGCGGUGUCGCGUUCGAGCGAGGUCUGGUCCCCGGAGCUGACGACCUGGGAAGGUCCAGUGCUGCAGGCCAUCGACCUCAACAGCCCGGUGGCUCAGGAGAUCCUGGAGAAGCAGAAAGCAGAAGGUAAAGAGGAGAAUACUUGGAACAAGGGCGGAGAGGAUGAGCCUGGCUUCAUUGACCCAGACUUCCCGCCCAGCGACGAGAGCUUGGGGGAGAAUUAUAGGCAGGAUGUCCCGAAGGAAUGGGUCCGAGCCAUCUACUUGCGGGGCCACCAGGAGCAGCCAGUUUUAUUUGAAGACAUGGAACCGGCAAAUGUUUGCCAAGGUGGUUGUGGUGAUUGUUGGCUCAUUGCCGCCAUCGCAGCAGUGGCAGAAUUCCCGUCUUUCAUCAAGGACCACUUGUUCUCAGGGAAAGAACUGUCACAGGAAGGCAAAUACGAAAUUCGCCUUUAUAAUUGGUGGGCGGGCGAAUUCCAGACGAUCACUGUGGACGAUCGCAUUCCCUGCAAACAACGAAAGGGUCUGGAGCCGAAGCCAUAUCCAUUGUUUGCGCAAGUGCCAGACCGGGAAGUCUAUGUUCCCAUCUUGGAGAAAGCCUUUGCAAAGUUCCAUGGGAGCUACAAGGCCCUCGGGGGUGGAGCUCAAUCACUGGCUUUUUUGGCAAUGACUGGAGAGACAAGAUUUUUGCCCUGGCGCCGAAAGUAUUUUAAUCCAAAAUGGUCCAUUGGCAGCGAGGGAGUGCUGGUGCGCAAGGACUGUAGCACCUCUGCUGAGACGCUUGGACGCUUGGGAAAGACUGCAGGAGUGGAGGAACUUGACCGAGACGGCGACCAAAUCAAGUACAAGAAAAUGUGGGGCGAUGGUCCCAAAGAGGGCUGGUUCUCCCUGUACCUGCAGGGCGAAAUCACUGCGAAGUGCUUCGAGGAUUCGUCCGAUGAACAGUGGGUGUGCAGGCCCCAGAAGUGGGACACAUCCAAGCUCCCCUUCAAUUACCAAACCUCAGCAGAGAUUGAAAUACAGGACAACGAUGCCAUGUGGAGCAAGAUUCGUGAGUACGAUGAUGCCAACUACCUCAUGGGUGCCAAUUUGUGGUCAAAUAGAUAUCGAAAAGAUGGCCUGGUCUCCGGCCAUGCGUAUUCCAUUAUCCAUGCCGUCGAGAUUGAAGGCUUACAAUUGGUGUGUUGCCGAAAUCCUUGGGGUCGUGUCGAAUGGAAUGGCCCCUGGAGCGAUGGCAGUGCGGAGUGGACAAGGCAUCCUGCUGUGGCGGAGGCGUUGCAGGUUUCGGAGAAACAGGAUGGACUGUUCUGGAUGGAUUGGCAGACCUUUAGCCAGAUUUUCUUGGACAUAGGUGUUUGUCCCAAAUCGAUGCCAAGCAAGCGAGCAGACUUUGAUGUCAACCAUUUCGGUGGGGCGGCCUGA